AUGAACUUCACCUCGGGCGCAGAAGUAUCGGAGCUCCUGUCUCUCGAUCAUAUAAGGAAUCAGCUCAUCCGACUCGAGGACACCAUUAUAUUCUUGCUCAUUGAAAGAGCUCAAUUCGCAUACAACAAAAAGAUCUAUCAACCUGGUGCUUUCAAAGAUGAGCUGAACUUCGAUGGAAGCUGGCUCGAAUGGUUCCUUUUCGAGAUUGAGUCUUUUCAUGCAAAGGCCAGGCGGUACACUAGUCCCGACGAACAUGCUUUCACCCCACUUGAGAAACUCCCUCAGCCCAUAAUCAAACCCCAAUCCCUCCCAUCGCUACUUCACCAACCAGCUGCAAAGCACCCAUCUGUCAAUGUCAAUUCGCGGAUUCUCGAAUUCUACAUCCAGCAUAUCGUUCCAGGUAUAACUUCCAGCACUCGGCUAGCUCAAGGUAAAGAAGUGCUAGAAGACGAUGGGAAUUAUGGUAGUGCCGCUACGAGGGAUGUCGAAGUGCUUCAAGCGUUAAGUCGGAGGAUCCAUUUCGGUAUGUUUGUCUCCGAGAGCAAGUUUCUCGAAGCUCCUCACGAUUUUAUACCUCACAUUCUCAAUCCCAAUCCAGAGGCUUUAGCCGGUCUGAUCACGAAGCCCGCCGUGGAAGCCAAGCUGUUGAUACGGCUUGCGAAUAAAGCUAGGGUGUACGGCUGUGAGAUGGAUGCGGAUGGUAAAGUGAUAGAGGUACCUGAUGAGGAGAUGGCUGCUAGGGGGAAGAUUGAUCUAGCUACGAUUGUAAGCAUGUACAAGAAUUGGGUUAUCCCUCUGACCAAGGAUGUAGAGGUUGAUUAUCUCCUACAUCGAUUGGACGGUGUACCACAAUCUCAAAUCGAUGAAUGGAUGAAACGGUAG
Messenger RNA from Kwoniella botswanensis, 882 nucleotides. Its product is annotated as chorismate mutase. The record is from RefSeq and is a predicted model, not a curated record. The transcript is spliced from 6 exons. Gene Ontology annotation, cellular component: cytoplasm. NCBI's taxonomy places the organism in Eukaryota, Fungi, Basidiomycota, Tremellomycetes, Tremellales, Cryptococcaceae. Gene Ontology annotation, biological process: chorismate metabolic process; aromatic amino acid biosynthetic process. Gene Ontology annotation, molecular function: chorismate mutase activity. Bases 1 to 882 code for a protein of 293 amino acids.